Messenger RNA from Mycena indigotica, 600 nucleotides. RefSeq lists its product as uncharacterized. Bases 13 to 600 code for a protein of 195 amino acids. Lineage: Eukaryota; Fungi; Basidiomycota; Agaricomycetes; Agaricales; Mycenaceae. The transcript is spliced from 7 exons. The record is from RefSeq and is a predicted model, not a curated record.
CAGCUUUCUGAAAUGCGCUCGAUCUCUGUUGCUUUGUUGGCGGCUGCAGUGUUUGUCUCUCAAGCCCUUGGGCUCGGUCUUUCGACUAUGUCGGUGGCGACGCGAACAGACGGAACUGUUUGCGAUGGUCAAGUCAACCUUGACAAGACCGUUAUUGGAAAGGACAACAAUGUUCAGGUUCAGUUCGCUACCUGUCCACAGGAUUCAUUUGUCAAGACGGCCCUCGAGUCGCGUCAAACAGCCCCGCCCCCGGUGAACGUCUGCGGAAAUACCUGCAACACAUUCUGCUUCACUCCCUCGGGAGGCGGACCGGAUCCCAACGACUGCAACGUCAUCGCGGACGCGCUGUUGUACAACAGCCAGAACAUCGGACCUUUGUUCACGGUUCCGUCUGGAACUAACAACACUGUCGUCAUGCAAUACGCCACGUGCCUCACAUUCUUCGUGAAUCAAGAGAGUGUGCCGAUCGAAUACUGCCGCAGUGAUUGGGCAUCCCUCGUCAAAUUCAUUGCACCGAACUGCCAGGCAACCCAGAACGCGCACGGCGGGCUCUGCCUCGCCUCAAACCAGCAAUGGUUUGCUCAGGUCAACCACUCUUAG